UCAGCCCCACAGCUAAUGACAGGGCUCCCAUUGGUUGAGGCGGCGGCCAAUCCGGUGGCCCUCGACAGAAACCCUUUGGCGUUGUUGUUCUUGCUUUUAAUGAUCCAGAGGGGGGCCCUUAAAACUACCGCCCCGUUUGCCUGUUCUAUACAGGGCGGCAGAAAGGUGCAGAGGGGGACAUAACUCAGGCCAGACUACAUCAAGAAGCAGGAGAGCAUAUCAAGUUCACUUCAGCACCAGCUCAGGAAGCCCCUCAUAUCGAAUAUGGCAUCGCGCUCGCUGAUCCAUGCUGGAUUCCUCCUGGCCUUGAUUUUCUUACCAGAGUUCCUUGGGGCCAUACCGCUGGAGCCGCAAAAGGAGGAGGAAGUUCAUGCGGUGACAGAAGAUGUGAAGGCUGAAGUCAUGGCCAACCUGAAAAAACUGGUGCGACAAAGGAGGAACGCACCUGUUGUGGCAGUGCCCCAGUUCCAACGUCUCCCCGACUUCUGGGGCUGGUACAAGUACUUCAUGGACAGUCACAACCAGGAAGGGGUUGAGGAUUUGGACCGUCUGUAUAUGGCGUACCUCCAGAACAAGCAUAGGUCUGAGGAGGGCCCCACCUUUAAUCAUUACCUCACACACCUGAGCGAAAUCUACAAAGCCUGUGCUGACUCUGACGACCCAGAAUGCAUCUCUGAGUCCACCAGCAAGCCCAAGGCGGCUGUAGUGAUGCCAGCCCCCAUCAAGUCCGCCGCUGUCCGGAUGUGCAACCCCUACAUCGACCCAUACUGCCUUUUCCCGUUGACCUCCAAGGCCGCCGCUCCCGAACCGGAGCCGGCCCCUGUUAAGGCGCCUGCCCCUAUCCUCACCCCCAUGCUGCCCAUGCCCCUGAAGAGCCCUACAGGCUUUUACUACUAUGCCCCUGUCCUGGAGCCAUUCCUGAGCCACGAGCAAAAGGCUGAGCUGCUGCGAAUCUGCAACCAUGAGGACGUAGAGUGUCUCCAGUACCACCUGAGGGCAGCGUACGGCUACCGCCCCGCCCCGGGUCCCGCGCCGUCAUACGCUGCCCUCAAAUGCGACCCUAAGGACCCUUACUGCAGGCCAAUCUUGGCACAAAAAGCUCCCUCUGGGUACUAUCACCUACUCAGCCCAAGCUGCGACCCUGCUGUGGAUCCUCUUUGCGUGGGCGACGUCGCACCCGCCGGCCUGGCUGCUGACUCGGCGCCUCAGGAGCAGCACUGUAACCCGUUGUUCGACGCCGGCUGCAACCCGCUGACCGCCACCAAGCUGUCUAGCCUUACCAAGCCUGUGCUGGAGUACACCGCAAAAGGCCAACCCGCUCACGUCGCCGCUCCCCUGACCUGCGACCCCCGCUAUGAUCCCUACUGCAUACUUAAAGUCGCCGCUGCCCUGCGCAAGCCCCAACCACAGCUCCCAGAGCAACAGGUCCGCUACAAGCUGGGCAUCCCCGGCAAGACCAAGGAGGGCUACGAUUGCUAUGUGCACUAUGACAAAGACUGCACCCCGACACAGCCUCAGCUAAAAGCCAAGGCUCUGACCGAGCCCCGCUGCCACCCCUUCGACCCCACCUGCGGGAAGUUUUCGGCACCUGCCGCAGUCCAAGCCCGGGGAACCGGCCAGGGCGACAUCAUCUUUCCCGACCCGGACUGCGACCCUGAGCUUGACUACAACUGUCGACUGCGCCGAGCUGAUGCUUCUGAUGAGAAAGUGGCGGAAAAGCUCGCCAAAGAACCUAAGAAGGCCACAAAAUCCAGCGUUCGCUACUAUGACUUCCUUCGUGGCCUCAUGAGCCAGCGCAAGUAGAGACAAAAUAACCUGAAACAACAACAAAUGUGAGUUUUCAUAAAUCGGCCGCAUGGUCAAGGGAUUAAAAGUUGUGUUUAAGUUUGCUAAAAAGAGGUCAUUGUAUGUAUGUUUGUAUUUAGCAGGUAGGGUUAGCUUUCAGCAUGUGUUGUACAUUCCUUUGUAGAGUGACUCAAAGCGUAUUUAAUGUUUUCAAUU
This is a messenger RNA of Corythoichthys intestinalis (scribbled pipefish), 2001 nucleotides long. It is a transcript of the gene and2, whose product is annotated as actinodin2. The record is from RefSeq and is a predicted model, not a curated record. The transcript has 6 exons. Lineage: Eukaryota; Metazoa; Chordata; Actinopteri; Syngnathiformes; Syngnathidae. The coding region runs from base 265 to 1803 and encodes 512 amino acids.